Molecule: messenger RNA, 1281 nt
Organism: Sitophilus oryzae (rice weevil)
Lineage: Eukaryota; Metazoa; Arthropoda; Insecta; Coleoptera; Curculionidae
Product: testis-specific serine/threonine-protein kinase 3-like
Exons: 3
Coding region: 308-1210 (300 amino acids)
Biological process (GO): intracellular signal transduction; microtubule cytoskeleton organization; protein phosphorylation
Cellular component (GO): cytoplasm
Molecular function (GO): ATP binding; protein serine/threonine kinase activity; tau-protein kinase activity
Source: RefSeq, a predicted model, not a curated record
UAAAAAACAGGUAACAACAGAUAAAAAUUUAAAUUUUGCAAAAAUUUUGUUGCUAAUUGCUCUUCCUCGUGCGUCUAGUAAUGGACUAUCAGCUACAACCUGUCACUUCCAUAAGAGUUUCUUAGGCAUGCGUUUACUAUAUCAAGCCUAACGUCAGAUAUUGAUUAGUAAAACCUCAAGUCCAGUAUAAAACAGUUAUUUGAAAGAAAUCAUAUUUUCUUCCUCUCAUAUUGACAUAUGUCUAUCCGACAGAAUAUAUCUUGUCAAAAAAUUCACGUUAUAACCGGUGAAACCGAACUCCUAUUAAAUGAGCACCAAAUGUUCUUCUGCCGAAUCUCCUAACCACAAGGUUUUGAAAACCGUUGGAUACCGUUUGGGUAAAACCAUAGGUAGAGGAACUUAUAGUAAAGUGUGCAUUGCUGUGAACGAUAAAGGGCGCAAGUACGCCUGUAAAAUAAUCAAAAAGAAAAUGGCCGGAGAGGAUUUUAUCGAAAAAUUUCUACCCAGGGAAUUGGAAAUUAUAUCUGAUCUAAAACAUCCGAACAUAAUACAGGUUUACAAAAUACUGGAAUCGAACGACGUUAUAUACAUGCUGAUGGAUUAUUGCCAGUUGGGUGAUUUACUAGAAUAUAUUAGAGAUUACGGAGCGUUCUCCGAAGAAAAAUCUAAAUUCUACUUCAAGCAAGUCGUAGAUGCCGUUAGCUACCUCCACAAUCUGGAUAUAGCGCACAGGGACCUGAAAUGCGAAAACAUAUUCAUCAUGUGGAACGACCAGAUAAAGUUGGGCGACUUUGGUUUCGCCCGCUGGUGUAAAAACAGAAAUGGAAAAAUGGUUUUGUCGGAUACAUUUUGCGGAUCGGCUGCCUAUGCUGCACCAGAAAUUUUGAAAGGAAUAUCGUAUGACCCUAAAAUGUAUGACAUAUGGGCGUUAGGUUGUAUUUUGUACAUAAUGUUAACAGCGUCUAUGCCUUUCGAUGAUGUCGAUAUAAGAAAAAUGAUCAAGACUCAGCUGAACAAAACCAUUUUCGCUACAAUGUUGUUAUGGACUGAAUUUACAGUCUCAUUGAAAAAACUGUUAAAUGCUUUACUGGAGCCGGAUCUCAAUAAAAGACUUAAGAUAGAGGAUAUUAAGAAGCAUCAGUGGUUUCAAGAAGGUCCUCUAAGUAAAAUAAAACAACUUCUGUCAUUGUCAGACACGAUAUUAUUCUAAUUAGAGAAGUUACUGUGUAAUAUAUUAUUCGUAAAAUAAAAAAAGGAAAACGAUAUUUGGAUAUUUAAUAG